This is a messenger RNA of Phoenix dactylifera (date palm), 2310 nucleotides long. RefSeq names its product RNA methyltransferase family protein. Gene Ontology annotation, molecular function: RNA methyltransferase activity. Lineage: Eukaryota; Viridiplantae; Streptophyta; Magnoliopsida; Arecales; Arecaceae. Gene Ontology annotation, biological process: RNA processing. The record is from RefSeq and is a predicted model, not a curated record.
ACUCGGUCGCAAGGACGGGAGUGCUCUGCCAUUCUCUCUUGGUCCAUGGCGGUUGCCGCCUUUCCAAGCUGCGGCGCUCGCCGGCUGAACGCAAGGCCGUGGCUGCAUGCGGUCCGAUCCUCCGCCUCAUCUCCUUCUCCUCCUCGGUCUCCCUCCGACGUCGACGGCCUGGGAACUGCACCAGCUUCUACGGCUGCCGCCGCUCGUUCCUUCUUCCCGAAGCGAGGCCAGACGCUGGAGCUCGUCUGCGAAUCCCUAGCUUUCAAGGGCAAGGGCGUUUGCAAGGUCGUCGACACCGGCUUCGUCCUCAUGUGCGACCGGGCCCUCCCCGGCGAGCGCUUUCUUGGCCGCGUCUCCCGCAAAAAGGGCAACUAUGCCGAGGUAACAAAGCUGAAGACCAUCAGUCCGCAUUGGGACUUGGUGGAAGCUCCAUGCGAAUACGCCUCGGCGUGCGGAGGGUGCAAGACCCAGAACCUUGCGUACGAGGCGCAGCUCAGAGCCAAAGAACAGCAGGUCCGUGACUUGAUCGUUCGUAUGGGGAGGUUUUCCGACGGGGAUCCAGAAUUUGCUUCUGUGUUGAAGCCCAUCGUGCCAUGUGAUCUCAAGUUUCACUACCGGAACAAGAUGGAAUUCUCAUUUGGUGCUCAGAGAUGGAUACCAAGAGAUUCCUUCAUCGAUGAUCAUGACCAGAUUGAGAGUGGUUUCGCGUUGGGAUUGCAUGCACCCGGGUUCUUUGAUAAGGUCCUCCAUAUUGAAAAAUGCUUAUUGCAAAGUGAAGCGGCUAAUAAGGUUCUUGCAGUUAUUCAAGAUAGUUGGAGGGAUCCAGAUCUUGGCCUAUCUCCGUAUGAUGUCCACACCCAUGGUGGAUUUCUUAAACAUCUAAUGCUAAGAACUGGAAGAGAUGUCAAGACUGGUCUUCCAGAACUGAUGGUUAACUUUGUCACGUCAAGCUACAGACCUAAGCUAUUCGAGCCUCUUAUUAACAAAAUCUCAGCAAUUCCUGAAGUGGUCAGUAUCAUGAAUAAUGUCAACUCAUCUGUUGGUAACACAUCUGUUGGGGAGGAAGAGUAUGUGUUGCAUGGAAAGUCAACUAUCACAGAGACGCUAAGAGGACUUACAUUUCAGAUAUCAGCCAACUCUUUCUUCCAGACUAAUUCUUACCAGGCAGAAGUUCUCUAUAAGCUUAUUGAGGAUUGUGCUGGUCUUAGAGGAGAUGGCUCAGAGAUUGUUCUGGAUUUAUUUUGUGGAACUGGAACUAUUGGUUUGACCCUUGCAAAAAGGGUUAGACAUGUUUAUGGUUAUGAAGUAGUGGCUGAAGCUAUAUCAGAUGCUCGAAGAAAUGCUGAGCUUAAUGACAUCCAUAAUGCUACAUUUGUUCAAGGAGAUCUUAACAAAAUCAAUGACAAUUUUGGGAGUGAUUUGCCAAAAGCCGACAUUGUCAUUUUAGAUCCUAAUCGCCCAGGCUUGCAUAUGAAGCUAAUCAAAUAUCUAGUGAAACUUCAGGCGCCACGUGUUGUCUAUGUCUCAUGUAAUCCAGCCUCAUGUGCGCGUGAUCUUGAUUACCUUUGUCAUGGUGUGGCUGACCAAGGGAUAAGAGGAUGCUACCAACUGAAAAGUAUCCAGCCAGUAGACAUGUUUCCUCACACUCCCCACAUCGAGUGUGUCUGCUUGUUGGAGCUCCACUAGAUGCUGGUUUUGACUUCUAUUUACUAAUAUGAAGCAAACAACUUGAACUGUUGAAAGUUGGAAAAGAAGGCAUGAAGUUUUUAAAUACAAAAAUGUCAGUAGCAGGUGGGUGUUGGAAAAGUAUUCAAGGAAAAAUUUGUUGAUUCUUGGCGUAACGGUGACUACAAGAAUUUUCUGCAAAUAGCUGGACUUAUCUGCAGUGCAUAUGUAAUUACUGGAUGCUGAGGGUGAUGGUUAUGGUUGUGGGGGUCAUUUGCAAAAUCCUGUUUCAUCUUAGAAAUAGAUUUAACGAAAUAGAUCUUUUCCAUGCCUUAAUUUUGGCUUGAAAGCUUGCAGUAUUGUGGGAUCAUACAUUUGUGAAUAAUGAUUUCUAAGAAAUAACAUUUGGAGUAGGGCAGAUUUUUGAAGGUUGCUCUACCACUUAGCAGCUAGCAAAACAUUCUGCAUUUCUCUUGUUGGCUAGGUGUGCUGCAGGUGUAGAAGAUCAUUCACAGUUUUGUUCCAGUCUAUCCAUGAUAACUUCAACCAUGUUCUUGGCUUAGUAAUAACUACUUUUGUUCUUGUGCUUACAUUGGACCUUGCAGCUGAGAAUUCCAAUGUGAUCAUUCGCUUUGCUUUGUUCCA